AUGGAGAAUGGUAGCGCCGUGGAAGUGUCCCUGCCUUGGCUCUUCCCGUACCUCAUCAUUUUUGUCUUCGACUUGGACAUGAUCAAGUGCACAAUCUACGUGAUAAUCGUCACCUUGAAAUAUAGUCGUUUUGUAAAACUAACAAUCAACGUCCUGGUUCACAAUUCAAUCUGUGACUGCAUAACCUAUCAAAUCCCCGGUUAUUACAUUGGUUUCACCCCCGGAAAGGAGGCUAUUGCUGAAAAAUUUACGCUUCUGGACCACGGUAUGAAGGGUUUAAUGUAUAUUUUGCUAUUUGGCACUGAUAUCAUUAUCAUCAUGAAGCUUUACCAGACGCGCGCUCUGGGCAAAAAUCGGAGACGCCCAACCGAUAUUCAGCUGGUCACUGCAAAUCACCAUACAAAUAAUACCGCAAAAAUAACAGCUUUGGUUACACUUCCACCGAUUCCACGUAAGCAUCUACGCCUAAAAGUUACUUUGGACAUACGAUUGGCUGUUGCAUUUCUGUACAUAGCGAUCGUUAAUUCAUUACUUACCAUGUAUGUGGUUUGUAUAGCCAGCAUUCCGCCGGAAGCCAUCCUCUAUCUAAACGUCCUUAUCUACGACCUCGACCUGAGCAAGUGCACCAUCUAUGUCUUAAUCGUGGCCUUGAAA
Molecule: messenger RNA, 654 nt
Organism: Mesorhabditis spiculigera
Lineage: Eukaryota; Metazoa; Nematoda; Chromadorea; Rhabditida; Rhabditidae
Source: the annotation of a GenBank genome assembly